CUUUUUAGCGACUGUCACCGAGACGCACAACGAGAUUUGAGUUUCCAACUGCGCUUUAAAUCAUCUGCACUAUCCACACGUGAGGGAUACGAGGAAGAUUUCACUGAUAUCAAGAAGGAUUUUGACCAGAGGUACACAGAAAUGACCGAGGAGCGCGACAAGUCUAUGGCGGACGCACCGUGUAGUCCUACAGGAACCUCCAGUUCGGCGUCUCUGGACGAGUCGGAUUCGGAUGCGCCCUCGUCACCGGCCGGAUCGGACAGCCAAGGAUUGCUCCACUCGUCUAGCAAAAAAAAUGAUGAAGAUGAAGAUGACAGGUUCCCGGCAUGUAUCCGUGACGCCGUUUCUCAGGUGCUCAAAGGGUACGACUGGUCACUGGUGCCGAUGCCCGCACGAGCCAACGGUACACUCAAGAGCAAGCCGCACGUGAAGAGGCCCAUGAACGCGUUUAUGGUGUGGGCGCAGGCGGCACGCAGAAAACUGGCUGAUCAGUACCCUCACCUUCAUAACGCAGAACUCAGCAAAACCCUGGGCAAACUCUGGCGCUUGUUGUCAGAGAAUGAAAAGCGUCCAUUUGUAGAGGAGGCCGAGAGACUGAGGGUACAGCACAAGAAGGAUCACCCUGACUAUAAGUACCAGCCGAGGCGUAGGAAGAGUGUGAAACCAGGACAAAGUGACUCUGACUCUGGGGCUGAGCUAAGCCAUCACAUGUACAAAGCGGAGCCAGGCAUGGGUGGCCUAGCAGGAUUAAUGGAUCAUCAUCACACGGACCAUCCAGGUCAGCCCCAUGGACCACCAACACCACCUACAACCCCUAAAACUGACCUUCACCAUGGUCAUGGAGGAAAACAAGACAUGAAGAAUGAAGGCCGGCGUCACCUGGAAACUGGUCGUCAGAACAUUGACUUCAGCAAUGUAGACAUUUCCGAGCUCAGUACAGACGUCAUGAGCAACAUAGAGGCCUUUGAUGUGCGUGAGUUCGAUCAGUAUCUUCCUGUCAACGGGCACACUGUAGCCUCUUCCAUGGUUUCUGAACCCAACCCUGGUAUUUACGCUGUUUCGUACAGCCAUUCUGGGUCCAGUGGGACUGCUUGGAGCCGCAAAGCAGCCCUUUCUUCCUCUUCCACCUCAGCCUCUUCCUCUGGAUCCAGUGACAUGGGUCAGCACAGACCACACAUCAAAACAGAGCAGAUGAGCCCAAAUCACUACAGUGAGCCCUCUCACAGCUCACCCUCUCACUCUGACUAUGUCUCCUAUGGUGCUCAGAGUUGCACUACAUCAACUGCUUCUUUCCCAAGCUCACCAUGCGACUAUACAGACCUGCAAAACCCUGGCUACUACAGCCCAUAUUCCAGCUACGCCUCCAGCCUUUACCAGUACCCCUACUUCCACUCAUCAAGGAGGCCCUAUGGAGGCACCAUACUGAAUAGCUUGUCUAUUCCACCUUCUCACAGCCCUAAUGCAAACUGGGAGCAGCCGAUUUAUACUACUCUAUCAAGGCCUUGAUAAGGUAGUGUAACAAUGUUUGUACUGUGGAAGGAAUAGCAGUAGCCAAGACAAGAAGGGGUAUAUUUGCUUAUCCAAGGAAAGAAGAAGAAAAAGUGCCUGCUGAAUUUGCCCACCCCCAAAUAAACUUUUAAACAUGGACGGUGCAUAGCCUGGUAGCACUUGUACAGCAAGCAGAAAUCCUCUGUGAGGACCACCUGUCACUGUUUCUCUCCAUUCCCAACAUAUAGGCCUACUCUUGGAAUUGUAUUUUUUUAAUGACUGAGUAUAUGCCACUGAUUUGUGUAGGAGAGAAGCACAUAAGUAUGCCAAAUCUGUUUAAGAAGCAGAUGGAGAAAACAGAUACACACAUGCACUGGGACCAAUUAUUUUAAAAAUAUACUCAACCACAAAGAGUCAACUAUAAAAUUUCUCUUAGUCACCGAUUCCUUAAAUGUAAUAAAAAUAUUUUCCCUUUUUUGGUUGGAGAAAUUCAUUAUCUAUUUAUGUUAAUUGUUCUCUCAUUCUUUGUGUUUAAUUUGUAUAUUUGUAUAAAUUCUUUUUUGGUAUUGUGAAAAAUAUUUGUCAAGGGGAUGAAAAUAUAAGAUUUUGUGCUAUUAUACAAUCAUUUGUAUUAUUGUAGCUUGUAGCAUUCCUGGAAAGAAAUGAAACACACACACACACACACACACACACACACACACACACACACACACACACACACACACACACA
Messenger RNA from Tachysurus fulvidraco (yellow catfish), 2218 nucleotides. RefSeq names its product SRY-box transcription factor 8a (gene sox8a). Gene Ontology annotation, biological process: negative regulation of transcription by RNA polymerase II; neural crest cell development; morphogenesis of an epithelium. Gene Ontology annotation, cellular component: nucleus. NCBI's taxonomy places the organism in Eukaryota, Metazoa, Chordata, Actinopteri, Siluriformes, Bagridae. The transcript is spliced from 3 exons. Gene Ontology annotation, molecular function: RNA polymerase II cis-regulatory region sequence-specific DNA binding; DNA-binding transcription factor activity, RNA polymerase II-specific. The record is from RefSeq and is a predicted model, not a curated record. The coding region runs from base 142 to 1506 and encodes 454 amino acids.